AUGGCACCUCUCUUUCCUGGCUUCGUCGCGCUUUCAGCUUCGUUAAGCGCUUUGGUUCCCAGCCUCGAACAAGGCUUCAACACCUCCAGCAUUGCCAAAGUCCGUACCAACUUGCUGGAUAUCGCUUCUGCAAGCUGGGAGUUAGGAACCGCCGCUCAAGCAUUAACGGAGUUGUCCUGGCCCGCGCUCUCAGUUUUCAAUGCGAGCGCGUUCCCGCCCUCGUCACGACUCUCGGGUUCUGCUAUUCCUGCAGACGUGUUGGACAUUGCGAACAAGACCGUCUCCGCAAAAUCAGCCGAUUCGCUGCCCUUGAUCCCUAAUCAAGGCUCUGCAGCAGAUCCCGCAAGCAUUGGCGUCGCUGUUUUACUGGCCAACUGGACACGGGCCGACACAAGGAAUAGCGCUUACGCCGACGCUGCAUCCGACCAACUUGAAUAUUUGCUUGAUCAUGCACCGAGGUCUCCGACGGGCGCUAUCUCUCAUCGCGCCAAUGAAGUUCAGCUCUGGGCCGACUUUAUCUACAUGGUACCUCCUUUCAUUGCAUAUUAUGGUGCCCUCGAGGGCGGCGCUAGUGGUCGGGCUUUGCUGCAAACGGCGUACGAUCAAAUACGCCUCUACCGCGAUGCGUUGAAGGAUGAAUCUGGGCUGUGGAAGCACAUCACAUUGGGGUCUUUCCAGGACAAUACCCAUUGGGCCACAGGCAAUGCCUGGGCUGCUGCUGGAAUGCUCCGCGUUCUUUCAACCUUGAAUCAUUCUUCCGUUGCUCGCCAGUUCGCAAGUCACCAGGCUAACCUCACAGAGUGGAUCGACGAAAUUCUGGACGCAUCAUGGGCCCACCAGACCAGCACCGGAGCACUGCUGAAUGUCAUUGAUAACUCAACAUCCUUCGUUGACACAGCAUCGACUGCCCUUCUCGCAUCUGUCACUUACCGAAUGGCCGUCUUCAAGAACGAAACCAGCCGUAUUCCAGUCGCAGACCGUGCUUUCGGGCUCGUUCGCCGGAGUGUGGAUGCCAACGGCUGGCUCCAAAAUGUGAUCAACCCCAUAACCUUCCACGACCCUCUCCCCGCGGGGGAACACAGUCCUGAAGGACAGGCCUUCGUGUUGUUGCUCCAAGCAUCCUGGCGAGCUUUCUCCGACUAUAUCAAAAGGACACGAACGACUUGA
Cyclocybe aegerita is the source of this 1167-nucleotide messenger RNA. The record is from the annotation of a GenBank genome assembly. NCBI's taxonomy places the organism in Eukaryota, Fungi, Basidiomycota, Agaricomycetes, Agaricales, Hemipholiotaceae.